Messenger RNA from Coniosporium apollinis CBS 100218, 2514 nucleotides. RefSeq lists its product as uncharacterized. Gene Ontology annotation, biological process: mitotic spindle orientation checkpoint signaling; regulation of Ras protein signal transduction. The record is from RefSeq and is a predicted model, not a curated record. The transcript has 2 exons. Gene Ontology annotation, cellular component: mitotic spindle pole body; SIN/MEN two-component GAP complex. The coding region runs from base 1 to 2514 and encodes 837 amino acids. Gene Ontology annotation, molecular function: GTPase activator activity. Lineage: Eukaryota; Fungi; Ascomycota; Dothideomycetes.
AUGGCAACUCCGGUAGAGAAUUGGGACGAUGACGGGGACUUCCAAGGCGACCUGUUCAGCAACUCGAUUUCUACCGUUCAGACCUCGCUUUCGUCGCGUCUUUCCGUCCACUCCGAGUCCAAUGCCGGCGACGAUGACUGGCAUGUCCUCUUGACACCGAACGACGAUUCCGCUACGCAAAAUGCCAUAUCGACCGCGAAGAAUGCCGGAAUACCGAUACCUGCGGGCGUGCCUUCCUCCGCCUUGCUCGGUGGCACCAUCCAAAGACUGGGCAAGAAGAAGUCGCGACAGAAGAUUGACGACGACUGGGGCGAUGAGCUUGAACUCCCGGCACCUGGAGGCCUGAGGCUGAAGACACCACAAACACCCGUAACGCCCGCGGAAGAAGACGACGACUUCUUCGACGAUCUGGAGGGAAGCUUAGGUAUCCGCUUCGGCGGAACCAGGCGCGAAAAUAGGAACCUAAGCUCCUCCGUCUCGGCGAUGAGCCCCAGCUUAAACAGCUGCUUGACUCUAGAGAGCGAGGACGACGGCCUGGAUGGACUGAUCAUUCCGACUGAACCGCUCGACUUCAAUGCCAAGCUCAAGAAGCUGAAGGAGGCCGAGACAGCGACGCCUGAUGCCUCACCAUUACCGGCACAGAAGCCAUCACCUCAAGAGCCCGCGCAGGCUUCCCCAUCACAACCUUCACCAAUGCCCGAGCAGAAGAGGCCCACUGGCGAAGAGGACGACUUCUUCGAUGACCUUGACUUGGGCCACGGCGAAGUCCUAGACACUAAGAAGCUCACCCUCAACCGCAACCUCAAAGUACAGACCAGCAGAAUCCAAAUCUCUUCUCCACGUGUCACAACAUCCUUGACGUUCACCGACAAGCCUGUAGCAUCACGGAUACCGAGACCGUUAGGCGCUGCUUCGAGACUGUCGAGGCUUGCCCCAGUAUAUGAAGCAGGCGCAACCGAAGCCACAAAGCAGGUGCGCCCAGCGCCCACCACCACGGGCGCGCAACUUCUGAAGCAGAAACGAUCCGCGCCUGCCCUCCGCAGUGCCUACAACUCCGGGUCCAAACCACCUGUCCCGUUCCUUCCUGCCGGUGUCUCCACAGCCCAGUCGCACCACAUCACCGCACGGCCCACACCAGGGCAUUUCCGCCGAGACUCCGACCCGCAUCGCUCUGAAACUCCAGCAUUCCGUCGACCGCUGUCACGCCUUGGUGGUGCUCCUCCAGAGACUCCCAGCCGGCUUCCGAGACGGGACAUCGCGCCCGUGGCAUUGGCUCAGCAAGCAGCCAGCAAAAAGGUCCUCGCAGCACCAAUAGCACGCCGAAGACGCAAUUUUGGAGAUGGCAGCGAGCUUGAGAUUUUCGAUGACCUACCUACGUCGGCGUCGAAGGAGCAGCAAUUCUUAAAAGAGCCAAAGGGACGAGGCGCGCCCAAGACGCUGCGGCACCAGCCUAGUCAGGGGCGGAUAGGUUUACCAGAGCGCAUGAUGACUCCGCUACCACCGCAAACGCCGCGAAGUCCGACAAAACUACGACCACCGCAGAAUCUGCCUCGGUUCGCGCGGGAUACGGCGGCCAGUCGCAUAGCAAGAGAGAGCCGGCUCGGCGCACAGAAGCCGCCAGAGCGACCACCAGUCCUGCCAAUGACUACGAACUGGAAGGCGAAAAUCGCGGCUGCAAGUCCGCACACGAGUCCUACGGCACAAAAAACAAAACCCAAGGGAACGGGACAGAAGCCGUUCCUGAUCAAGCAGAUGAACGCGCCGGUGACGAAGAACGAAAAAGGCAUGACCUACAACCCCCAUCUCCACCGCUGGGAAGGCAAUGAAUCCGCCCUCGCCUCCUUCAACACAACGCCCACGACCGCCAUCGCGCUGACCCUCCCCCACCACCACCGCACCACCUCCUACGGCAACCACCACCCGCACGAGCCCUCCAAAGAAGCACCAACUUUGCACCACAACCCGCACCCGCUCAGCCACCAACACCUGACCGCGGUGCUGACGAAACAGCCGCCCGGGCAACCGCCCUCGCCCCCGCGCGCCCCGGCCCUGAUCUCCGGCGUCGGGACAGCUCGAGGCGUCCAGGUGGAGAAGGGCAUGGUCUUCGACCCGCGCCGCAUGUGCUGGCUCAAGCUCGGGCCGGGAAACAACCCCAACGCAGAUCCGCUGUCUCCGUCCGCGACGGAGGACGAGGAGGACCCCUUCGCCGCGAUCGAGGACCUCAAGGACGAGGAUGCCCCGGCGCUGAAUAGGGCGGGCAGUAGUCGGCCCGGCAGCAGUUUGGGCGGGGCGGCGGUGGGUGCGGGGGACAAGGAGAAGGGGAGGGAUGAGUGGCUUGUUGGUGAGGAGUUUGAUCUGGGCCCGGAAUUUAUCAGACGGCAGAGGGAGGAGGAGGCGGUGUGGAGGCGCAGAGUUGAGGGGUGGUGUGGGGAGUUUAGGGACGGGUUGGGGGACGGGUGGAGGUGGGGUAUCAAGGCUGUUGCAGGGGAGUUUGAGGCCGCGAGGAGGAGGUGA